AUGGAGAAGAUGGAACAUUUCAGCCAUAUCCACCCUCUUCUAUUAAAGUGGGAACUGAGAAAUGUCAAUGAGCGAGUCAUUUGCUCAGGUUGUGAAAAAACAAUUUCAGGUCCUGUAUUCAGCUGCGAUCAAUGCAACUAUAUCCUUCACAAAACAUGUGCAGAAAUGGCACGUCAUGUAAAACACCCAUUUCAUCCUGAACACCCCCUUGUUCUCCUUUCCACCUCCCCUUAUGAAGCACCCUACAUAUGUGAUUCUUGUAGAGGUCGCUUCCAAAAAUUCGUGUACCAUUGUUAUAUCUGCAGUUAUGACCUUGACGUGUCAUGUGCUGCUCAGUGCAACCCAGAUGAUGGUCAUGAGCACGAGUUUAUGUCAGUGACUAAUCCACAAUCGUUUGUCUGUUAUGCUUGUGGAUUGCAAGGAAACGCGGGUCGCGCUUGCCUAUGCACCAUUUGUCAGAUUUGGGUUCAUUCUAGCUGUGCUGAAUUGCCUCCUACUGUUAGAAUAAAAAGCCAUGACCACCCUUUGAAACUCACUUAUGCCCUUCAUCACGUUUAUGGUUUCUGGGGUAACAUAACUUGUGGUGUUUGUGAUGGAGCAAUGAGUGCAGCUUUUGCGGGCUACUUUUGUUCAACGUGCGGAUUUCCCGUGCAUUUGAAGUGUCCACAACAAGAUUUAAGAGAUGAGUGUGAGGCCGCAACAGAAGAUGAGGAAUCAUCCACGGACUACGAAAUUGAGGAAUCCUUGGAUAUUGAUUUUACUUGUAAUUUCUUUGGUCAUGAACAUUUGUUAAAGUUGACGGAUGAAGAGAGUGAUCUGCCAUAUUCUGGUAAACUCUGUGAUGGGUGUAUCCAACCCAUCAUGCCACCAUUCCUUUCUUGUGAAGAAGAAAAUUGCGGAUUCUUUUUGCACCAAAGUUGUGUUGAAUUACCUAGAACAAAACAACACCCGUUUCAUGCACACCCUCUAACCCUUCUCCCCAAGGCACCUAAUUAUGAUGGCAUUUACAGGUGUGAUGGAUGCAAAAGAUUGAGCAAUGGUUUUGUGUAUCGUUGUGAUGUGUGUCAAUUCGACCUUGAUGUUUGUUGUGGGUCCCUUCAAGAGAGAAUUGAACAUGAAAGUCACAUGCAUCCCUUGCUCCUCAAGAAGACAACCGUUGCUAGGCAAUGCAUAGGUUGUCAUCGUUGGUCGAAGCAUGUAUUUAUGUGUGAUGUUUGUGAGGAUUUUGCUAUUGAUUGUGGAUGUGCUACUCUACCGCGUAAGGCAUGGCACAUGUAUGACAAGCAUCCUCUAAGUCUGAACUAUUUUGUUGAAGGGGGUUUGAGGGAAUAUGAAUGUGGCAUUUGCAAUGAAAAAACAAGUCCGAAGCAAUGGCUUUACUACUGUGAUGACUGUGACUCUCGUGCUCAUCCUUACUGUGUUGAAGGCAAAUCUAGGCUUGUCAAGUUCGGAGGCAGUGUCCAAUAUGAUGUUCACUCACACCCUCUAGAUUUGGUUGAAGGAACAGAGCAGGAAACUACAUGUGAAGCAUGUGGUGAAUGCUGCAAUGGCUGGACUCUUGAAUGUGACCAAUGUAAAUGCUACUUUCAUCGAGAAGGACAGUGCUUUUGGAAAGAGUUUAGAAAGAGCGCAAAGUAUUUGGAGUUGUCAGGAAUUAUGCGACACAGGUAUGCAGCAAACGUGUUGGCCUCCACGCCCAAUGUAACCACAAAGUGA
Messenger RNA from Sphenostylis stenocarpa, 1716 nucleotides. Lineage: Eukaryota; Viridiplantae; Streptophyta; Magnoliopsida; Fabales; Fabaceae. The record is from the annotation of a GenBank genome assembly.